ACGUCAUCAAACCAUGCCUUUUUUGAAAAUAUGUAAUUCUUAUUUUUUAAUUCUAUGAUCAUGCAAACAUAUUUAUUGGAUUCUUUAACUGCGUCACAACCAAACUUUUGGCUUUUAUGCGGUCUGAAUUAAAAUCUUUCUCGACGAAAUGAUCUUCAAACCUCUUCUGGUUCUUGGGGUCUUAUCGACCUUUAUGUCUGUUGCCCUAGCGGGCAGUUCGUAUUUGUGCACCGAAGAUGUCCACUGUCAAACUCAGGUUGCUUUGAACGGGGGUGGGGAGAAUGUCGAGUGCUGUUCAGAUGACAAAUGUCACCCAAACUGCAACUGGGAACUCUGGGCGUUUCUCAUAUUCUUCAUAGCUUUGCCAAUUUCGGCCUGCGUGUGCUGCACUCUUUUCAUCGGGGGUAUUGUCUACUGUAUUUUCAAAGCAGCGAAAAACGAUAAUCAAAUCGUGAGCCCUGCUUCGGGUGUCUACUACACAAGUGCACACCAGCCGCAGCCUUCCUAUGCCAGUCCACCUUCCUACAGUCCCAAUCAGAUGCAGCCCCCUAAAAACCCCACCCCCCAGCCGGAACCACAACAGCCACAGAGCUCAAGCGAAUCUGAGCCUCCUUCUCCUCCCGCUGACUAUUCCAAUUACCAAAGGAGCCAGGUCAAUUUCGGUUUCGUCCAGUCAUAAAUGAGACAGUUGUCAAAAAAAUAGAAGAAGACAAAGACACGGGAAAAUCAGAGCGCACAAAAAAGAGCAAAAUUUGAGCUGAACGUUCAGAAAACCAUUCAACUUCACGUAUAUCUUAAAUGAUUACAAAAUAAUUUUGCUUGAAAAAUAUCUAUGCCGAACGAAAUUUAAUUGAAUCAGA
Messenger RNA from Symsagittifera roscoffensis, 860 nucleotides. RefSeq lists its product as uncharacterized. The record is from RefSeq and is a predicted model, not a curated record. The transcript is spliced from 4 exons. Bases 149 to 679 code for a protein of 176 amino acids. Lineage: Eukaryota; Metazoa; Xenacoelomorpha; Acoela; Convolutidae.